This is a messenger RNA of Coregonus sp. 'balchen', 30794 nucleotides long. The record is from the annotation of a GenBank genome assembly. NCBI's taxonomy places the organism in Eukaryota, Metazoa, Chordata, Actinopteri, Salmoniformes, Salmonidae.
AUGACUACUAGACUUCACUGGCUCACAAGAGCCCUCUGCUUGAUAGGCAUACUGUGCACUGUCAAUACCACAUAUGUGACAGAAGAUUCUCCAGCCCCCGCUGAGAAAGGAGUCACCUUCAGCCACAUCUAUAAGAUUGACCUGGCCAAGAGCCCUGACUGUAAACUGGCCUUGCAGACCCUCCCAUCCCAGCAGGACCAGGGAUCAGGUCUGCAAGAGCUGGAGGGGGGCCCUACUCUGGAGGAGGACAAAAACAUAGUCUUCAGGCACCAAAUCAACCUCAAGACCCCAAAGUGUGACUGUGAUGAGUCGGAGCGCUUCAAGUCUCUGCUGUACAGAGUCAACGGGUUGGAGGAGGAGGUGGAACACCUGAAGAGUCAGUGCUCCCAGGGCUGCUGUGGUGGCAAAGGUGGUGGAGCAGGAGGUACAGUACAGUUCAUCACCAUAAGAUCUGACAGCACAUCUAUAUUUAAUAGCUACACUAUAUCUGAAACUAUUUAGGAACAUAACCUACAGUGGGGAAAAAAAGUAUUUAGUCAGCCACCAAUUGUGCAGGUUCUCCCACUUAAAAAGAUGAUAGAGGCCUGUGAUUUUCAUCAUAGGUACACGUCAACUAUGACAGACAAAAUGAGAUUUUAUUUUCCAGAAAAUCACAUUGUAGGAUUUUUAAUGAAUUUAUUUGCAAAUUAUGGUGGAAAAUAAGUAUUUGGUCACCUACAAACAAGCAAUAUAUCUGGCUCUCACAGACCUGUAACUUCUUCUUUAAGAGGCUCCUCUGUCCUCCACUCGUUACCUGCAUUAAUGGCACCUGUUUGAACUUGUUAUCAGUAUAAAAGACACCUGUCCACAACCUCAAACAGUCACACUCCAAACUCCACUAUGGCCAAGACCAAAGAGCUGUCAAAGGACACCAGAAACAAAAUUGUAGACCUGCACCAGGCUGGGAAGACUGAAUCUGCAAUAGGUAAGCAGCUUGGUUUGAAUAAAUCAACUGUGGGAGCAAUUAUUAGGAAAUGGAAGACACUGAUAAUCUCCCUCGAUCUGGGGCUCCACGCAAGAUCUCACCCCGUGGGGUCAAAAUGAUCACAAGAACGGUGAGCAAAAAUCCCAGAACCACACGGGGGGACCUAGUGAAUGACCUGCAGAGAGCUGGGACCAAAGUCUACCAUCAGUAACACACUACGCCGCCAGGGACUCAAAUCCUGCAGUGCCAGACGUGUCCCCCUGCUUAAGCCAGUACAUGUCCAGGCCCGUCUGAAGUUUGCUAGAGUGCAUUUGGAUGAUCCAGAAGAGGAUUGGGAGAAUGUCAUAUGGUCAGAUGAAACCAAAAUAGAACUUUUUGGUAAAAACUCAACUCGUCGUGUUUGGAGGACAAAGAAUGCUGAGUUGCAUCCAAAGAACACCAUACCUACUGUGAAGCAUGGGGGUGGAAACAUCAUGCUUUGGGGCUGUUUUUCUGCAAAGGGACCAGGACGACUGAUCCGUGUAAAGAAAGAAUGAAUGGGGCCAUGUAUCGUGAGAUUUUGAGUCUGGUUCUUUCAGCAUGACAAUGAUCCCAAACACACCGCCCGGGCAACGAAGGAGUGGCUUCGUAAGAAGCAUUUCAAGGUCCUGGAGUGGCCUAGCCAGUCUCCAGAUCUCAACCCCAUAGAAAAUCUUUGGAGGGAGUUGAAAGUCCGUGUUGCCCAGCGACAGCCCCAAAACAUCACUGCUCUAGAGGAGAUCUGCAUGGAGGAAUGGGCCAAAAUACCAGCAACAGUGUGUGAAAACCUUGUGAAGACUUACAGAAAACGUUUGACCUGUGUCAUUGCCAACAAUGGGUAUAUAACAAAGUAUUGAGAAACUUUUGUUAUUGACCAAAUACUUAUUUUCCACCAUAAUUUGCAAAUAAAUUCAUUAAAAAUCCUACAAUGUGAUUUUCUGGAUUUUUUUUUCUCAUUUUGUCUGUCAUAGUUGACGUGUACCUAUGAUGAAAAUUACAGGCCUCUCUCAUCAUUUUAAGUGGGAGAACUUGCACAAUUGGUGGCUGACUAAAUACUUUUUUCCCCCACUGUAAGUUAUCAUUCAAAACUGGGAAACUGUUUGAAAAAUGAUUGGUCCACAGACACUUACAGUAAAGACUCUUCAGAUAUCACAUAAUGUCUUUUUUCUUCUACAUUUCCACAGGUGUGGACACUAGCUGUAGUGGCCACGGGAUCUACCAGCAUGACACCUGCAGCUGCCAAUGUAACCCUGGCUGGGAAGGCCCAGACUGCUCCAUCUCCACCUGUCCUGAUGAGUGCAACGACAACGGGCGCUGUGUGGAUGGCAAGUGUGUGUGCCUUGCUGGCUACACGGGGAGCGAUUGCAGCCAGCCGAUGUGCCCAGGCGACUGCAACGAUAAGGGACACUGUGUGGACGGGAAGUGUGUGUGCUUCAGCCACUUCACCGGCGAAGACUGCAGCGAACAGAAAUGCAGUCCUGACUGCGUCCACGGCACCUGCGUAAACGGAAUGUGUAUCUGUGACGAGGGCUUCUUUGGGGAUGACUGCUCUACAGGUAAGGGCCCGUAUUCACAAAGUGUCUCAGAGUAGAAGUGCUGAUCUAGGAAAAGGUCAUAAUCAGGUCAUAAUGUCUUAUUCAUUAUAAUCUAAAAGGGAAACUGAUCCAAGAUCAGCACUCCUACUCUGAAAUGGCCUAGGUCUACAUUACAAACUCUACCUGUUGUUGAUUCUGAGAACUGGAAUGCAGAAAAUAUACAGAGAAUGCAUAACAUCUAAAGAGAAUGUAGAACAUCUACAGCUGUAGGGGCCUAAGGGUUCUGAGUUGUCAAACACUUUCAACUUGACGUUAGGAAUUGGAGUUAUUUUACUAUUAGUUAUUAAAAAGCAGUUAUUAAACUGAGGUGCAGAGAAGCAGAACAUUUGCUGUCAAAACAUUCUGAUAGAUGAAUUCACUGCUUCCACACUUCUGAAAGUGGAAGUAAUUGCUGCAGCCUCAGACCAUGUUUGCCAAUCAACUGUCUCAUGAUUUAACUUUGCUCAAACCAAGUUUGCCUUGUGCACAGACCUAUAGUAGCAGGUCAACAAUUGCAAUCACUGAGAUUAUUUAGAGUUGCAUGUAGGAACUGUUGAUUUAAUUCCAACAACAAUGGGGACGUGUCAAGGGGAAAGAGGGAGGCUAUGUGAUUUUAUGAGUUGGGUUUGGAGGACAAAUGUUAUGAGUAUAGGACAAAAGCUACACUAUACUGAGACAUUUUCUGUGGGAAGAGUUUUUUAAAUUAUUUGUUUUAAUGCAAUUUAGCAGACGCUUUUAUCCAAAGCAACUUACAGUCGUGUGCAUACAUUUUUACGUAUGGGUGGUCCCGGGGAUCGAACCCACUACCCUGGCGUUACAAGCGCCAUGCUCUACCAAUUGAGCUACAGAGGACCACAUUUGAAGCUACGGUAUAUGGUGAGUAGGGAUCUUUUCCACAAACAUUGGCUUUUUAGAGUACAGAAAAUGAUCAGACCUUGAGGUGCACUAUCAUGAAAGCUGUUUUCCUUUAGCAACAACUUAAAGCAAUGCUAACCUCCAUAAUUCACUACUAUGAUCAAGUCUGGGAUCUAAAUGUAGGCCUUUGGAUAUUUGGGGUGUUUUUAUAAUGAUAAAGAACUCAGACACACAUUUCAAAUAAAUAAUCAAGAGAAAACCUAAAGGGUUUUAUUGAGGGUAUCUUUUAUUCUCCCCACAAAAUAACUUGGUGGAUUUCUGUGGAUUUCUAAAAGCCAGAUCAUAGCCCUACAGAUGCUGCAUGUGGAUUUGGUCUGCUUUCCAUGUACACCUCCUGAGUUGGCCCAUAAUGCUCUUUCCACCAUGGCAGACUCAGUAAAAACAGGACCUUAUGUGAAUCACUGAAAAGUGGGAUCUCUCACACAGACAAAUGGAAGUUACAAGCAGACUUGUACAUUCACAUUUCUGCUUCACAUUUGAGAAUCACAUUACAUUCUCAAAUGGGUGGUCUUGAAUAUUAUUUGCAUUGUAAUUACAGUGCAUUUGGAAAGCAUUCAGACCCCUUGACCUUUUCCACAUUUUGUUACAUUACAGCCUUGUUCUAAAAUAUAUUUUUUAUUUUUUUAUACAAACAAUACCCCAUAAUGACAAAGCGAAAACAAGUUUUCAGAAAUGUAUGUAAAUGUAUCAAAAACAAAAAACAGAAAUACCUUAUUUACAUAAGUAUUCAGACCCUAUGCUUAUGAAACUCGAAAUUGAGCUCAGGUGCAUUCUGUUUCCAUUGAUCAUCCUUGAGAUGUUUCUACAACUUGAUUGGAGUCCACCUGUGGUAAAUUCAAUUGAUUGGACAUGAUUUGGAAAGGCACAAACCUGUCUAUAUAAGGUCCCACAGUUAACAGUGCAUGUCAGAGCAAAAAACAAGACAUGAGGUUGAAGGAAUUGUCCGUAGAGCUCCGAGACAGAAUUGUGUCGAGGCACAGAACUGGGGAAGGGUACCAAAAAAUGUCUGCAGCAUUGAAGGUCCCCAAGAACACAGUGGCCGCCAUCAUUCUUAAAUGGAAGAAGUUUGGAACCACCAAGACUCUUCCUUGAGCUGGCCGCCUGGCCAAAAUGAGCAAUCAGGGGAGAAGAGCCUUGGUCAGGGAGGUGACCAAGAACCCGAUGGUCACUCUGAGAGAGCUCCAGAGUUCCUCUGCGGAGAUGGCCGAACCUUCCAGAAGGACAACCAUCUCUGCAGCACUCCACCAAUCAGGCCUUUAUGGUAGAGUGGCCAGACAGAAGCCACUUCUCAGUAAAAGGCACAUGACAGCCCACUUGGUGUUUGCCAAAAGGCACCAAAAGGACUCUGACCAUGAGAAACAAGAUUCUAUGGUCGGAUGAAACCAAGAUUGAACUCUUUGGCCUGAAUGCCAAGUGUCACGUCUGGAUGAAACCUGGCACCAUCCCUACGGUGAAGCAUGGUGGUGGCAGCAUCAUGCUGUGGGGAGGUUUUUCAGCGGCAGGGACUGGAAGACUAGUCAGGAUCGAGGGAAAGAUGAACGGAGCAAAGUACAGAGAGAUGCUUGAUGAAAACCUCCUCCAGAGCGCUCAGGAACUCAGACUAGGGCGAAGGUUCACCUUCCAACAUUUACAUUACAUUUACGUCAUUUAGCAGAUGCUCUUAUCCAGAGCGACUUACAAAUUGGUGCAUUCACCUUAUAGCCAUAUUUUGUCAUAGGAGAGACCAUGUGAGGAUAUGACAGAGCCAAGUGGUGUAUAGAGAGAAUCUGGGGGACACCAGUGGUGAGAGCACGUGGUGCGGAGACAGAUUCUUGCCACGCCACCUGGUAGGAGUGACCUGUCAGGUAGGAUGCAAUCCAAGAGUGAGCAGCGCCCGGAGAUGCCCAACUUGGAGAGGGUGGAGAGGAGGAUCUGAUGGUUCACAGUAUCAAAGGCAGCGGAUAGGUCUAGAAGGAUAAGAGCAGAGGAGAGAGAGUUAGCUUUAGCAGUGCGGAGAGCCUCCGUGACACAGAGAAGAGCAGUCUCAGUUGAAUGACCAGUCUUGAAACCUGACUGGUUUGGAUCAAGAAGGUCAUUCUGAGAGAGAUAGCAGGAGAGUUGGCUAGAGACGGCACGAGAGAAAAGAAAGAAGGGAUACUGGUCUGUAGUUGACAUUGGAGGGAUCGAGUGUAGGUUUUUUGAGGAGGGGCGCAACUCUCGCUGUCUUGAAGAUGGAAGGGACAUGGCCAGCGGUCAAGGAUGAGUUGAUGAGCGAGGUGAGGUAAGGGAGAAGGUCUCCGGAAAUGGUCUGGAGAAGAGAGGAGGGGAUAGGGUCAAGCGGGCAGGUUGUUGGGUGGCCGGCCGUCACAAGUCGCAAGAUUUAAUCUGGAGAGAGAGGGGAGAAAGAAGUCAAAGCAUAGGGUAGGGCAGUGUGAGCAGGACCAGCGGUGUCAUUUGACUUAAUAAAUGAGGAUCGGAUGUCAUCAACCUUCAUUUCAAAAUGGUUGACGAAGUCAUCCACAGAGAGGGAGGAGGGAGGGGGAGGGGGAGGAGGAGGAGGAUUCAGCAGGGAGGAGAAGGUGGCAAAGAGCUUCCUAGGGUUAGAGGCAGAGGCUUGAAAUUUAGAGUGGUAGAAAGUGGCUUUAGGUGCGGAAACCGAGGAAGAGAAUGUAGAGAGGACGGAGUGAAAAAAUGACAGGUCCGCAGGGAGUCUAGUUUUCCUCCAUUUCCGCUCGGCUGCCCGGAGCCCUCUUCUGUGAGCUCGCAAUGAGUCGUCAAGCCACAGAGCAGGAGGGGAGGACCGGGCCAGCCGGGAGGAUAAGGGACAUAGAGAGUCAAAGGAUGCAGAAAGGGAGGAGAGGAGGGUUGAGGAGGCAGAAUCAGGAGAUCGGAGGGAGAAUGAUUGAGCAGAGGGAAGAGAUGAUAGGAUGGAAGAGGAGAGCGUAGCGGGAGAGAGAGAGCGAAGGUUACGACGGCACAUUACCAUCUGAGUAGGGGCAGAGUGAGUAGUGUUGGAGGAGAGCGAGAGAGAAAAGGAUACAAAGUAGUGGUCGGAGACUUGGAGGGGAGUUGCAGUGAGAUUAGUAGAAGACCAGCAUCUAGUAAAGAUGAGGUCAAGCGUAUUGCCUGCCUUGUGAGUAGGGGGGGGACGGUGAGAGGGUGAGGUCAAAAUAGUAAAGGAGUGGAAAGAAGGAGGCAGAGAGAAAUGAGUCAAAGGCAGACGUAGGGAGGUUAAAGUCACCAAGAACUGUGAGGGGUGAGCCAUCCUCAGGAAAGGAACUUAUCAAGGCGUAAAGCUCAUUGAUGAACUCUCCAAGGGAACCUGGAGGGCUAUAAAUGACAAGGAUGUUAAGCUUGAAUGGGCUAGUGACUGUGACAGCAUGGAAUUCAAAUGAGGAGAUAGACAGAUGGGUCAGGGGGAAAAAGAGAGAAUGUCCACUUGGGAGGGAUGAGGAUUCCUGUGCCACCGCUGCGCUGACCAGAUGCUCUCGGGUUAUGCGAAAACACAUGGUCAGACGAGGAAAGAGCAGUAGGAGUAGCAGUGUUUUCUGUGGUAAUCCAUGUUUCUGUCAGCGCCAAGACGUCGAGGGACUGGAGGGUAGCAUAGUCUGAGAUAAACUCUGCCUUGUUGGCCGCAGAACGGCAGUUCCAGAGGCUGCCGUAGACCUGGAACUCCACGUGGGUCGUGCACGCAAGGACCACCAGAUUUGAGUGGCAGCAGCCACGCGGUGUGAAGCGUUUGUAUGGCCUUUGCAGAGAGGAGAGAACAGGGAUAGACAGACACAUAGUUGACAGGCUACAGAAAAAGGCUACAAUAAUGCAAAGGAGAUCGGAAUGAAAUGAACUAAACAUCUGGGAAAGCGAGAGAGCGGGGCCUCCCUCACUUACGUUUCACUGAAACACUCGAAUAUAACUCUCCCAACUUCCACUUUAGAAAUUAUAAUUGUUGUAAACUACAGCGGUUCAAUGUUUUCUAGGAAUAGACUCUAACUUAGUUUAUUCAGCUAGCUAACUUGGUACAGUAUUCUUCUGUGAAAACCGUCCAGGGCACCGAAUCCUAUGACGCCAUAACCAACUAGCAUGCCAGCCUCCAAUAACACGGUUUAGCACCAAUACUCGGUUACAACAAUCCCCCAGUGUGUUAACACGCCAAACAGAUCAUUCUUGUCCGUGUCUAACGUUGUGUAAAGUUUUGGGUUAGUUUUGACAGUUUGUGUGAGUACGUCGUCAACUUAUUCAGCCAGUUAGUUAGCUAGAAUAGUUAGCAUACUAGCUAGCCAUUGCUCUCUGCCAACGAACCAACCCCUCCUCCCACGGCACGAAACACACAGAGAGAACCAAGCUAACGUUAACUAGUCACCCAUGUCCCGAAUUCCCUUGAACGACUCUGGUUACCAGUAUGUAAAAACAAAACAAAAAUAAAUGUAGGUUAAAACGUAUCCUUAGUAGCUACUGUUAGCCAGUUAAGUGCAAAGCUAGCCACUGAAUCGAUUUAGCCAGUUCGCGUCUGUCCCAACGGAGAGAAAGCGUCUCCAAACAUUACAGCUAGGUCGUUCCAGCUAUUGUUUAGUUAGCUAUCCAGGUAGCAACAAGCUAGCUACAUUUCGAGUACAGUAGCUACUAACUACCUAACGUUAACGCUUCCGAUAAUGAGGUUAGAAAAACAGCUGAAUGGUAGGUAGCUAGCUGGCAUAAUUACAGGUACUCUUAAGCGUGAAAUAACAUUGGAAACAACUAUCCACAGUUGCUAAUAGUUACCAGUAGCUACCCGCUACUGUGUGCCAAGCUUGUAGCGUCAUACCCAAGAAGACUCAAGGCUGUAAUCGCUGCCAAAGGUGCUAAAACAAAGUACUGAGUAAAGGGUCUGAACACUAAUGUAAAUGUGAUAUUUUUUAUUUUUAAUAAAUUAGCAAAACAUUUCUAAAAAGAUUGAUGAGGAAAAAAAACAUUUACUCCAUUUUAGAAUAAGGCUGUAAUGUAACAAAAUGUGGAAAAAGUCAAGGGGUCUGAAUACUUUCUGAAUGCACUGUAUGUAUGGUCACAGUACAACAUGGAAACAGCUUCCACACUUGUUUUUCGUAUGAAUUAUGACACAGAGAACACUGGGCAGGACACGUUCAGCCCACUUGAUGGAAAGCCUAUUUACAGUUUUCUCCAAAUGUUUUUAACACCAAACAGAUUUUUCCUUGGUUCAGAACCUGCCACUGUAGAUUUAUGCUUCCCUUCUUUAUGAAGUUCAAACAUCAUUUUUGUUAUGAUAGUAAUUUUCUUAUUCUAAAUACAGUAUGCUUCCUUCGUUAACAAUCAGUCAGGACACAAAUGUCCCUUUCUUUCUUUUUUUCCAAAUCUUUAGAUGUUAAUUUAUUCGUCCCUUUGGCCAUUCUGAAAUACUAUUUAAGUGCAAAAUUGUUACUGGCAAUGGCUUGAGAAAACGGCAGGAACAGGCGUAUUAACUGCCACUGUAUGGAAAGGCUCCUGCUGAAGAAAAAGAAAACAUUGAAUUUCCUGCCUUCAUCAUGUGGAACAAUGUCCAAACCUGCUGUGCAUUCUUUCUUGGUAAAUGUGGUCUCCUUAGCAAUUCAUCCUCGAAUUCACCACCUACAGUCGCCAAUGUAUUUCCCUGUACACGCAGGAAUAUCUUGGCGUGGAAAGUUUGCUCCGUACACUGCUGACUGGCCGUCUCCUGGGCUCACGUUCAUGUUAUUGAAAAGUCCCCCUAUAGUCUCUGAUUUGCCCGACCAUAUUUUCCACCAUCUUAGUUGAAGGAUCCUGGCUAGAUAUAACACUGUAACCACAGAAAAGCAAUAUCUUUUCACCAAUUUCCAUCUCAAGUUUUUGAAAAACCACUAAAGUUAAAAAUGUUAUUUUCCUUAAAUCAUAUAUGUUAUUUCUGUCAGAGUAACAGCGAGUGAAGUGUGAAAAGAGUGAAAAGGAGAGAAAGCAAUAACAUAGUGACCUUAAUACAAUAGCUUCUGACCUCUUCAAAAGGUUUGAUCUCUUGGCCUAACAGCUGAAGUGUUGGACUGACAGGCCCCCAGGUUUACCCUGGUUGGGGUAACCCCUUGAAUUCAUCAAAAUAACAUAGUGAAUAACAGAGUUUUGAACUGUCCCUUAAAAUCAAAUCAAAUCAAAUUGUAUUUGUCACAUACACAGGUUUAGCAGAUGUUAUUGGGGGUGUAGCGAAAUGCUUGCGCUUCUAGUUCUGACAGUGCAGUAAUAUCUAACCAACCAUACAUACCUCUUUUCCCCCCUUAGUGAUGGGCCCUAACGGCCUGCGUCUGGUCAGGGUGACUGAUGUCUCGCUGCUGGUGGAGUGGGAGGCGGUGAGAGCAGCAGAAUACUACAUCCUGACUUGGCACCCUGAGGGCAACGAGGCAGAGCUGGAGCGGGUCACCGUGCCCAACACAGAGACCUCCUACCUGAUCACCGGUCUCAGGCCGGGGGUCACCUACAUAGUGCAGGUGUACGCUGUCAUAAAGGAGAUCCAGAGCAAGGGGGACAGGAUAGAGGCGACCACAGGUAAAGAUGUGAAGUGAACCACAGAGCAAAGUUCAGUAUGUUUAUCACUGCAUUAAUUUGUACUGUGUCCUUUUCUCUCACAAAUGCAGCUGCUUUCGUUUGUAGUAAGUGGUUCUGAAUGCCAAUUUAAAUGUUCUGUCAUCACAUAGAACUCACUGUGUACUGUAUGUACAGUUGACCCAAAUAACCCUGAAGUCUGUUUGUACUAAACAAUUCACUUAGUGAUAGUUUGUUUACCAUUAGGUUAAAGGUAAUUACACUAGGCAGCCUAAUUACAAGGAAAUUAAGCCGUAGACACAUUUUAUGGAAAUAAGGCUAGUUCACAGAUGUGGCGAAGAGAGGCACUGAGCACAGAGUCUUGGGCUGUGGGAAACAUCUCAGUGCAUGACAUUCCUCUCUGGGCAUGAGAAAAGGCCUGAUCAUCUGGCUAUGACGAAGAGUCUAGCCACACAAGACGCUUUAACUUCAAAACAUUAUCCGAGCCAAAUGGUUUAAAUCUUUUUUUCCCCCUGAGAAAGAACAGUUAAAAAACAUUAGUCAGCCCCUUGCUGGUCUUUAAUUAGUUUUUCCUGUCCUUUAAUGGGCUCAUAUGCAAGAUCACGUAAAGUAAGAGCCUCAUAGGAAACAUGCUGUGGUGCUGUACUACAGUUAUGACACUCUUUGGUACCCUACUGGCCUGUCUUAUAACUUGUCCCCAACCUCACCAUAUAACUAAUAGAUCAUUAUUGUGACAUAUAAUGAUUGUCAGCUUUGGUGAAGUAUAAAUACAAUGGUUAAAUGUCACUAUUUUGACAUAUUCUAAUGAGACCAUGUUGACCCUACACAGUGGUGUCUGGUAUUGAUGGUAUCCGGGUAUUGGGCCAGACUGAGGACUCUAUCCAGGUGGACUGGCAGAACCCUGAAGCACCUCUGGACCACUUCAGACUGACCCAUGCUAACCCUGACGGGCAGGAAGAGGAGCAGAACGUACCCAUGAGUGCAGAGGCCAGGACUACCCACACCCUCAUAGGUACGUCAUUUAAACAAGGACAACACUGGAAUAGAUUUAAAUAGAAUAGUACAUCAUAUUUUAAAACCGUUUCCUGUGUAACUGUCUGUUCUAAUGGUCUCCACCUCUCUUCACUUGAGCAGAACACUCAUAGCCCUUUGAGCAUUCACAGAUCAUCGAUUUUGUUUGCUAUGUACCUAAAUGGCUAUAAUCAUCCAAUAGUGUUAAAAUGUAUUUUGGUAGAUUAAGAACCUUGAACCACUAUGAGGUUUUGCAGCUUACUUCCCCUGUGUGUGUGUUAAACAGGACUGCAACCUGGCACUGAGUACCUCAUCACAGUGCAAGGCAUCAAAGGGACCAUCGAGGGGAAAGCCUCCUUCGUCACCGGAGUCACAGGUGAAUGCUGCUGAUUCUAGACAACACAGGAUAUCUGGGGGUUUCAGGGGUGAGGAGACACUAUGUCUGCGUCCCAAAUGGCACCCUGUUCAAUGGAGGUCCCAUAGGGCUAUAGAAUAGCCCUAUGGGACCUGGUCAGAAAUAAGUGCACAUCAUAGGGAAUAGGGUGCCAUUUGCGACACGGAUUCCAUAUCCAACAUCAGCCAGCUGUAACCACCCUCUAGCCCAUUGGACAAUAGUCUAACUCUAAACCAUUCCCAACACUACACAGAAUGGGUUAUAAAGCAUAGAAUGAUGACAUACAGUACUGUACCCUGAUAUUAGGUCUUACUAUAACAGCCAAUGAUAAUAGAAUAAAGAACGUGGUCAGGAAGACUAAUAAUUAUGGCUAGUGAUUAUGGGUCAGAACUUACAGCCUAAUAAUCUGGACAGGUUCUAAUGAUUGAGGUAAGAGUGGUUAGCGUAAAAAUGGAGGGGAAGUGGAAGGGGGAAAAAGUAAGGAACUUGUCUGUUGGCCUUGCAUUUAAGACCAACAUUGGUUAAAGAAAAUGGUGAUAAAUAAAAAAGUAUACCAGUUUAAUUUAAGGACCAACAGCUAUGCCAAAUAGAUUGAAAAAUAGUUGGGAAGAGAUUUUCGAUGUACCGAUUCCGUGGCACAUGGUUUAUGAACUGAUACGCAAAACAACGCCGGAUUCAAAACGUAUACAUUUUCAAUUUAAAUUAUAUAUACACAAUUCUUGCAACCAAUAUAAUUUUAUAUAAAUGGGGGAUACAACCAUCCCAGCUCUGCAGAUUUUGCUGCAAAGAGACCGAAUCAAUAGAUCAUUUGUUUUGGUACUGUCCAUAUGUAGCUUGUUUUUGGUCACAAGUCCAGGAAUGGUUGAAGAAGUGUAACAUUUACCUGGCGCUAACUCUGCAGAUAGCACUACUAGGUGACUUGAAAAGUCAUAGUCAAUUGAUCAAUAAUAUAAUAAUACCUUUAGCAAAAAUGUUUAUCUUUAAUUUACAAUCUGUAGAAACUGAGAAUAGAAAGGUUCAGAACUUUUGUGAAACAUCACAGCACAGUUGACACAUUUUUGGCAAAUAUAAAUAACAAAUGGAUGGUGUUAAGAGAUAGAUGGGAGGGGUUGAGUGGAGCUGAAGGGUGGGAUUAAAAACAACAAGAUAACUAAUGUAAAACAUACUGUCUGUAAAAUGUAUAUAGGUUCAGAACUUUUGUGAAACAGAACAUUUAAAAAGAUAUGGCAAAAUAGAAAUCAAACUGGAUGGUCUUCAGAGAUACAGUGUCUUGCGAAAGUAUUCACCACCCUCGGCAUAUUUCCUAUUUUGUUGCCUUACAACCUGGAAUUAAAAUAUAUUUUUGGGGGGUUUGUAUCAUUUGAUUUACACAACAUGCCUACCACUUUGAAGAUACAAAAUAUUUGUUAUUGUGAAACAAACAAAAAAACAGAACUUGAGUGUGCAUAACUAUUCACCCCCCCCCCCCCCCCCCCCCCCCCCCCCAAGUCAAUAAUUUGUAGAGCCAACUUUUGCAGCAAUUACAGCUGCAAGUCUCUUGGGGUAUAAGCUUGGCACAUCUAGCCACUGGGAUUUUUGCCCAUUCUUCAAGGCAUAACUGCUCCAGCUCCUUCAAGUUGGAUGGGUUCCGCUGGUGUACAGCAAUCUUUAAGUCAUACCACAUAUUCUCAAUUGGAUUGAGGUCUGGGCUUUGACUAGGCCAUUCCAAGACAUUUGAAUGUUUCCCCUUAAACCACUCGAGUGUUGCUUUAGCAGUAUGCUUAGGGUCAUUGUCCUGCUGGUAGGUGAACCUCCGUCCCAGUCUCAAAUCUCUGGAAGACUGAAACAGGUUUCCCUCAAGAAUUUCCCUUUAUUUAGCGCCAUCCAUCAUUCGUUCAAUUCUGACUAGUUUCCCAGUCCCUGCCGAUGAAAAACAUCCCCACAGCAUGAUGCUGCCACCACCAUGCUUCACUGUGGGGAUGGUGUUCUCGGGGUGAUGAGAGGUGUUGGGUUUGCGCCAGACAUAGCGUUUUCCUUGAUGGCCAAAAAGCUCAAUUUUAGUCUCAUCUGACCAGAGUACCUUCUUCCAUAUGUUUGGGGAGUCUCCCACAUGCCUUUUGGCAAACAACGAACGUGUUAGCUUAUUUUUUUCUUUAAGCAAUGGCUUUUUUUCUGGCCACUCUUCUAUAAAGCCCAGCUAUGUGGAUUGUCCAGCUUAAAGUGGUCCUAUGGACAGAUACUCCAAUCUCCACUGUUGAGCUUUGCAGCUCCUUCAGGGUUAUCUUUGGUCUCUUUGUUACCUCUCUGAUUAAUGCCCUCCUUGCCUGGUCUGUGAGUUUUGGUGGGCGGCCUUCUCUUGGCAGGUUUGUUAUGGUGCCAUAUUCUUUCCAUUUUUUAAUAAUGGAUUUAAUGGUGCUCCGUGGGAUGUUCAAAGUUUCUGAUAUUUUUUAUAACCCAACCCUGAUCUGUACUUCUCCACAACUUUGUCCCUGACCUGUUUGGAGAGCUCCUUGGUCUUCAUGGUGCCACUUGCUUGGUGGUGCCCCUUGCUUAGUGGUGUUGCAGACUCUGCCUUUCAGAACAGGUGUGUAUAUAUACUGAGAUCAUGUGACAGAUGAUGUGACACUUAGAUUGCACACAGGUGGACUUUAUUUAACUAAUUAUGUGACUUCUGAAGGUAAUUGGUUGCAUCAGAUCUUAUUUAGGGGCUUCAUAGCAAAGGGGGUGAAUACAUAUGCCCGCACCACUUUUCCGUUAUUUGUUGUUUUGAAUAUUUUGAAACAAGUUUUUUAUUUUUUUUUCACUUCACCAAUUUGGACUAUUUUGUGUAUGUCCAUUGCAUGAAAUCCCCCCCAAAAAUCAAUUUAAAUUACAGGUUGUAAUGCAACAAAAUAGGAAAAAUUCCAAUGUCUCAUGUGGCUCAGUUGGUAGAGCAUGGCGCUUGCAAAGCCAGGGUUGUGGGUUCGAUACCCACUUGGGAAAGUACGAAAAUGUAUGCAUUCAAUACAGUAAGUCACUCUGGGUAAGUGCGCCUGCUAAAUUACUACAAUGUAACUAGAACACAUUGUGUAACAGCUUGAGAUUCUCACCAUAGAUCCCAGCCCUAAGGUGAGUAUAGUCCAUGAUUUACAAAGCCAUCUGGUCCUUUGAGAAAUAUUAACAUAGGAAUCCCUUAUUUGGGCUUCACAAGGAUUCUGUUGAGUUAUUUGAGGAUGAAUUCAUAAAGGAUAUUCACUUCUACAGCUGGUCCUAUCCAACCUGUUACUUGCCUCCUAGUUGACUGACUGAGUUGAUGGUCUACAAUGGCAGCUUAUCCAACUUGGCCUGCUCCUUUUGAUAGGGUGAUGUAGUAGUUCAAAAGGAGAGCUCCCUGUCUCAUUACACUGAUGAUGCUUGUUUUCUCAGCCCUCAGGCGACAUUUAAUGGUUUUAAUUUGGGAGUUAACGGUUGUAGCGCUCCCAUUUGAUGGUUGUCAGGUGGCUUCCAUGAUCUCACACAUACUUCCCCUACAGAGCUAAUCUUCAUAUGAUUCACAGUGGCUUGUCUUAAACCUUCACUUGAGGAGUUGCACGAAAGGCUUAUAGUGAUUUUUGUAAUUUGGAACUCCUGAGUUCCCUUAGAUAGGCAUAGAAUUGGUUCAAGAUUAGUGCGUGGGCCGGGUGCUUUUAAAAGGUAAUCUACUACUGCUACUGCACAGUUUGUUCUCCUCAGAGCGAUAAAGUCACACACGUAAAAUAAAUUAUAUGAAAAUACGAACAUAAUAGCAAUCACAUAGAGACAGUCUAUUAUGUCUGUGAAUAUAUGAGCCUCCUACUAACUGUACAGAGUAUGAAACUGUAUCCUGCGGGGCCGCCCCUGACAGCUCACAUUAUGGAAGCCUCAAUUAGAGGGGCAUUUUCCCCUCCUCUCAGCAAAUUAUACAUUACAGAAUGUUCUCUCACACAAGUGGCUGGUCCUCCACUUACAACAAGAAAGGGAAAGUGCUUUUCAAUACCUCUCUCUUUCAGGACAGACCCAGUAUUUAUUUAGCACAUGCUUUUAUCCAAAGUGACUUACAGUCAUGCGUGCAUGCAUUUUAGGUAUGCAUUGUCUUCUUUUAUUCAAUGGCAUGAUAGUAUUUUGUUAAACAAAUGGCUCUCUCUUCUACUGUGUGGUCAUCAUAAAUCCUUAUUUCAUAGACAAUGAAACAGUGGAGUACGGUGCUAGACCUUGACACGUGUGCCAGGAGACAUUAAUUAUAGCGCGCUAUUACAGCAUUCGGACCAGCCAAAAUCGAUUGAAUCGCUACUUGUCAUAGUGACCUGCCAGAGGAUUUUAAGGCUCAUAAACACAACAUAGUAGUCUGCUGGUGCUACCUAAUCAGUUUGAAUAAAGUUUACACAGGAGCGGCCGUAUAACCAGAAGCAGCUGCAUAGCUAGGUGAAAGCCAGGGAAUGUGUUUAGCCUUCAUGUUAUAUGGUGUCUGGACUCAAAGGUCCUGUGAAGCUGUGGAGUACAGCCGGGCGGCAGUCGGUACAUGGGCGGAGGCGGACUCUGGUGCCCUUAGUCCUUAUCCUUCACAGUUAUUCUGAGGUGCUGAAGUUACUAAUCACUUCUUCCCCUAAUAAACCUCUUCAGAAAUAGUUAUGAGCUGCUAACUGCAGUGUGGGUGGACUUUAGAUCUAUACAUACAUAACCACGUACACAGCUAUUUAGAAAAAUGGCGACCUUCUGAUAGGGCCAGGACGAUACCAGUUUCGCGAUACUCGUUAGUAUCGUGGCAAGGAAACAAAACACGAAGCGGAUUUAACUUCUUUAGGAAAACAGCCCUAAUAUUGGAAACAAACGUCAUUAUGUUGUCAUCCAGAGUCACAUUUAUUUAUUUUCCAUGCUAUAGCACACAGAAUUUGACAUACCAAAGAGUUUGGUCUGCUUUGUGUUUUCAUUUUUGCCGUGGAAAAAUAUCGCAAUACUGGUAUCGUCCCGGCCAUACUUUCUGACACAGCACUCCCUCGGGCUCCUCGAGCACUCAACUUUCUGCUGUCACUGUCCGUUUAAGUAAGGCUAGCGUGUAAAUGCAGCUCGCUCCCCAGGCGGUAAGGCCUGUAAGGAGGCCUAUGAUGGAAUAGCUGUUUUCCACAUGGUAAACCACAACCAGUGUUUUGUAGUCUCCCACUCAGCUACUGUGGCGGCAGAACCUUGAGCUAACCCAAUCCGUCAUACGCCACGCCACGGCCUCGCCACACUGUCUUCAGCCUCUCCCACGGAAAUAAAACACCUACCAAAGUGCUGAUCUGUUCAAGCAUGAGCAACCAUGCAUUGGAGAGGAUGAUAAAGCUGUGGCAUGUGUGUCUGUCUGAAUUUUUGUUUGAUAAGUAAGAAAGCGAGAUGUUUCUGACAAGCGCUCACUUUGCAGGGAAAUGAAGGUCUCCGCUUGGGACCACAGAGACAAGGCUUAACUCAUACACUGUAGACAUGCUUUUCUCAAAGGCUACUGAUACUUUGUUAUCUUGUUGUCAUUUUCUUGCGACUGACCUCUUUGAGCUUGACAAGCAAUGUACCCACAUACAGUGGCAAAAAGACAACAGCUAAACCCGUGGCUCCCAUUCCCAGAACUUUCUCUUUGGAUGCAUCAUUAAUCAGUUUUCAUGAUGCGGAUAUUACUGUGACAUAGAGCUGACCUUGGCGGAGUCACGGAGGAAUAGCCCAAUGAUGAUUGCUUUGACAUUCUCUCUCUCUCUCUCUCUCUCUCUCUCUCUCUCUCUCUCUCUCUCUCUCUCUCUCUCUCUCUCUCUCUCUCUCUCUCUCUCUCUCUCUCUCUCUCUCUCUCUCUCUCUCUCUGCCACUUGCCUUACUCCAGCGACACCCAUAUAACUGCAACCCCAUUCCCCUCACUCACCCUGCUCUGCUCCGUGCUCCGGUCUGGAUCACCCCUGUCAGUCCGCUCACAUCCGCCAUAUUUCUUCUCUGUCCUCUGAUACCUUAAGCCCUUUGACCUCCUCCUGUUUCCUCACAGAGAGAGAGAGCCUGUCUGUGUUCCUCUUCCAGCCUACUACUAGGACCUCUGUCUGCUCCUCACAGGAGUGAAGGGCCCAUCAGAAAAAAAAAUUCUGCAUUUAAUUGACCGACUUGGAUAAAGUUAAUGCUUCAAUGGUCUUUUAUAAACCACCUGAGUGUCCUUAUAGAAAAUAAUUACGCUUCACACAACAUAUCUUCUGCCUACAUCCUCAUGUAUCAACAGAUCUUGACGCUCCUACUAACCUCUUGACCAAAGAAGUGACAGAGGACGCUGCUACCGUGGAAUGGCAGAAGGUACAAGCAGAGAUCGAUGGCUACGUGAUCAGUUACAGCUCUGCUGAGGGCUCCAGUGGGGAGAUCCCUGUGGGGGCAGACAGCAGCUCCUACAGGCUGACUGGGCUGAGGCCUGGAGUCAUCUACACAGUCUACAUCUGGGCUGUCAAGGGCUCCCGGGUCAGCAGGAAGAGCUCCACAGAAGCUGAGACAGGUAAACUGUUAACCUCAUGUCUGACUCUGAUGGCAUAAUAGUGAUCACAUUGUUUUUGUUUCCGUUCUUGAAAUAGUCUUAAGUGACUUCUGUCUUUAUGUUUUGAUCCUGAUGGCUUAUGGAUGAAUGGGAGAGAUCUUCUCAUCCUAUGCUUUCUGUAGGUCCUUUGAUAAUCAUUUUAUUUUCUUUUGGAUAGUUCUUAGGGCUGUGUUUUCACUUUUUAAAGGAUGUACUUUCUACAAUGGCAACAUGGUAAAAACAAAAAAACAGCCUGGCUGACUUUCACCCUUCAAACUUUUGUGCAUAUUUCUCUCCCUCAAAUCUUUGCCAAGAGGGACACUCUCACUCAGACCUGUACUGGGGAAGCUAUUGUAGUGUAUUAAGAUUAUGUCUUUGUUAAAUGUUUUUCAUGAAGAAAUGGAAUGUUGGUUAUGUUAGUAUCAAAAGGCAAUGUUUAGUAUAAUGUCACAUAUAAUAGACAGGAAGUGUGUUGUAAACUGGUGAUUGGCCAGAAGAGGGAGCCCAUCUUGUUGCAUUGUUUAUAAAUAGGGGUACACGAAGAAGAUAGGGCAGAGCAGGCAUUAGAAUUGGAGGACACUGCUCUCCAGACCUCGCGAGUCUGUCACCCAUGCUGAAGCUUGUGAUCUGAAUAAACCUUAUGAUCAACGUUCAGUAUGAGCAGACUCCUUUUGUUCAUCAGCAAUAAUUGCCACCACUCACUCGAUACGACACUAUUUAAAGUAAUUAGGGUAGAUACUUCUUUUAACAUGAGUUUAGCAUAGCCUAGCGCUGUGUAACAUGUUUGUGAGAAUGUUUUGGCGACAACAAAUGAGAUUUAACUCAAAGGGAGAUUGUGUUUUUUCCCCUCAUUUAAUUCUACUAAUUUCAAAGAAACACCAAACAUAUGCUUAUCUUGUGUACCAAUUUAACAUUAUAAAAGAGGAGGCAGUAAUGGUUUGGUGGGGCUAUUUAAAUAACCCCUUGUUUCACCUAACUGUUUGUUCAACAUUCACCUACUGGCAAUCCAGUCAGCAAAAUGCUAAGAGACAUUUGAGAGCAACUGUACACACAAAGAAGAGGGAGAGAAAGAGAGAAAAAAGAGUGCGUCUUAACAUUGCUGUUUAUGGCAUUAAAACAGAUGGCUCAAGUGCAAUACCAGCUGACACCCGCCAUCAGGAAAUACAGACUAUAGAAAAGCACUGUGUAGUAAAUCUCUUGAUUCUCAUAUCACAUAAAUAUCAUCACCCAGUGCUACUGUAUUUUCCAAAUCAAUGUACGUUUCCUCUCCCACAAUCCCAUUGAUACCCAAAGUGAACAAUAUGCUAAAUUAGGUUGUAGGUGAGGUGGGGUCGUCUGGCCUUCAGGGACUGUUGGUGUGGGACAUUGUGUUAUUGGAAACCUACAGCUGCCCUGUCAUGGACGUCUGCUUCAGUGAGAAAAUGACUGAAACAGACAUAGUACACUAACCUGUCCCAUAAGUCAAACAACGGGAUUCCAUAUGGAUACAAACAUCCGAGAGGGGUGAAAUACAAGCACUGCCCCUGUUUCCUCUGCUGACUGGUUAGGGGUAGGUUGGGGCAGGGUAGGAUUUCUGGAUCAGUGAACGUAGAUUAACUGUGACACAGGACUGUUGGAAGGUGGUACAUGGAACUUUCUGCUCUCAAACGAGCUAACAAACAGGGUGGUGAUACAUUGUGAGCUUGGGUAGUAAUUGAGGCUAAAGUGGACACUGAUAUUUAAUUGAAAAAUGUCUUAAAUGUAUUGGCGAAGGCCAAAAGCCGAGACGCAUUGGUUUUCCUUUGAAAAAGAAACAAACAAACAUAAUCCCUAACACAUAUAUCUUUUAUUGCCUGAUACUUACAUAGUAUGUACUGAAACUAAUGUACCUACUUACUUACACUGAUACCUCUCCAGAUCUAGAUGCUCCUGCUAACCUGUUGACCAGAGAAGUGACAGAGGACACAGCGACAGUAACAUGGGAUAAAGUCCAGGCUGAAAUCGACAGCUACGUGAUCAGCUACAGCUCUGCUGAGGGCUCCAGUGGGGAGAUCCCUGUGGGGGCAGACAGCAACUCCUACAGGCUGACUGGGCUGAGGCCUGGAGUCAUCUACACAGUCUACAUCUGGGCUGUCAAGGGCUCCCGGGUCAGCAGGAAGAGCUCCACUGUAGCUGAGACAGGUCACUAACUUGUCUCGUAAUUUAAAGGGUCGAAAAACCAUGUGGAUAUCACAGGGGGCUGCUGAGGGGAGGACGGCUCAUAAUAAUGUCUGGAAUGGAGUGAAUGGAAUGGCAUCAAACACAUGGAAACCAUGUGUUUGAUGUAUUUGAUACUAUUGCAGUGAUUCCGCUCCAGCCAUUACCACAAGCCCGUCCUCCCCAAUUAAGGUGCCACCAACCUCCUGUGGUGGAUAUGGCUGUUACUUAGAAUAGGACACCUUUGUGUUAGAUCUGGGACUAUAAAAAGGAGUGUGUAACACAAAAAAUUAUCAAUCAAACUUGUUUCACAUCUCCUUAGUCAUACCUCAACUGACCAUCACAGAUAAUUAGAUGUUCAAACAAUAUGUUUUACAUAAAGGGACAUUCCACUCCAAAAUGUAAGUUUGUCAGAUGUUUUCAGACAUAAAAAGAAUGUCAAGAUGAGUCCACAUCCCACGCCAUUGGUUGCGUAGAUCCAGCUAGCUAUAUUCUUAAACCCCAAAUUAAUGGAAACGAUAAGCACCGCAAAGCUUGAAAUUACGUGGUGCUUAUCUUUCCUAGUCAUUUAGAAUUUUGGCAUAUAGCUAGAGCUACAAAACUGAUGGCCUGGGAUGGGAACUUAUCUCAACAGAAGACCACUUUUGAGGUCUGAAAACAUAAUACAAAAUGUGAUUUUGGAGUAUAAUUCCUCAAUAAAAGACUGUGAAUUGUAUGCAAAAUACUUGAGAUACUUUUUAACAGAUCCUGACCAGAUAAAUAUUUUGCCUGUCACAAAAGUAGUUUUUUUUGCUCUUGUGAAAAUGUGCAACAUAACUUUAUUCAUCCUAGAGGGGAAAAAUAUAACAGCAUGAUAGACUGGAAUAUAAUAUUAACCCAUUUACUAAUGGCUCUCCAGAUCUGGAUGCUCCUACUAACCUCUUGACCAGAGAAGUGACCGAGGAUACAGCCGAUGUGUCGUGGGACAGACCUCUAGCGGACAUCGACGGCUACAUGAUCAGCUACAGCUCUGCUGACGGCUCCAGUGGGGAGAUCCCUGUGGGGGCAGACAUCAACUCCUACAGGUUGACUGGGCUGAGACCUGGAGUCAUCUACACAGUCUACAUCUGGGCUGUCAAGGGCUCCCGGGUCAGCAGGAAGAGCUCCACAGAAGCUGAGACAGGUAAACUGUUAAUCUCAUGUCUGACUCUGAUGGCAUAAUAGUGAUCACAUUGUUUUUGUUUCCGUUCUUGAAAUAGUCUUAAGUGACGUCUGUCUUUAUGUUUUGAUCCUGAUGGCUUAUGGAUGAAUGGGAGAGAUCUUCUCAUCCUAUGCUUUCUGUAGGUCCUUUGAUAAUCAUUUUAUUUUCUUUUGGAUAGUUCUUAGGGCUGUGUUUUCACUUUUUAAAGGAUGUACUUUCUACAAUGGCAACAUGGUAAAAACAAAAAAACAGCCUGGCUGACUUUCACCCUUCAAACUUUUGUGCAUAUUUCUCUCCCUCAAAUCUUUGCCAAGAGGGACACUCUCACUCAGACCUGUACUGGGGAAGCUAUUUAAAGUAAUUAGGGUAGAUACUUCUUUUAACAUGAGUUUAGCAUAGCCUAGCGCUGUGUAACAUGUUUGUGAGAAUGUUUUGGCGACAACAAAUGAGAUUUAACUCAAAGGGAGAUUGUGUUUUUUCCCCUCAUUUAAUUCUACUAAUUUCAAAGAAACACCAAACAUAUGCUUAUCUUGUGUACCAAUUUAACAUUAUAAAAGAGGAGGCAGUAAUGGUUUGGUGGGGCUAUUUAAAUAACCCCUUGUUUCACCUAACUGUUUGUUCAACAUUCACCUACUGGCAAUCCAGUCAGCAAAAUGCUAAGAGACAUUUGAGAGCAACUGUACACACAAAGAAGAGGGAGAGAAAGAGAGAAAAAAGAGUGCGUCUUAACAUUGCUGUUUAUGGCAUUAAAACAGAUGGCUCAAGUGUAAUACCAGCUGACACCCGCCAUCAGGAAAUACAGACUAUAGAAAAGCACUGUGUAGUAAAUCUCUUGAUUCUCAUAUCACAUAAAUAUCAUCACCCAGUGCUACUGUAUUUUCCAAAUCAAUGUACGUUUCCUCUCCCACAAUCCCGUUGAUACCCAAAGUGAACAAUAUGCUAAAUUAGGUUGUAGGUGAGGUGGGGUCGUCUGGUCUUCAGGGACUGUUUGUGUGGGACGUUGUGUUAUUGGAAACCUACAGCUGCCCUGUCAUGGACGCCUGCUUCAGUGAGAAAAUGACUGAAACAGACAUAGUACACUAACCUGUCCCAUAAGUCAAACAACUGGAUUCCAUAUGGAUACAAACAUCCGAGAGGGGUGAAAUACAAGCACUGCCCCUGUUUCCUCUGCUGACUGGUUAGGGGUAGGUUGGGGCAGGGUAGGAUUUCUGGAUCAGUGAACUUAGAUUAACUGUGACACAGGACUGUUGGAAGGUGGUACAUGGAACUUUCUGCUCUCAAACGAGCUAACAAACAGGGUGGUGAUACAUUGUGAGCUUGGGUAGUAAUUGAGGCUAAAGUGGACACUGGGAGAUCCCUGUGGGGGCAGACAGCAACUCUACAGGCUGACUGGGCUGAGGCCUGGAGUCAUCUACACAGUCUACAUCUGGGCUGUCAAGGGCUCCCGGGUCAGCAGGAAGAGCUCCACUGUAGCUGAGACAGGUCACUAACUUGUCUCGUAAUUUAAAGGGUCGAAAAACCAUGUGGAUAUCACAGGGGGCUGCUGAGGGGAGGACGGCUCAUAAUAAUGUCUGGAAUGGAGUGAAUGGAAUGGCAUCAAACACAUGGAAACCAUGUGUUUGAUGUAUUUGAUACUAUUGCAGUGAUUCCGCUCCAGCCAUUACCACAAGCCCGUCCUCCCCAAUUAAGGUGCCACCAACCUCCUGUGGUGGAUAUGGCUGUUACUUAGAAUAGGACACCUUUGUGUUAGAUCUGGGACUAUAAAAAGGAGUGUGUAACACAAAAAAUUAUCAAUCAAACUUGUUUCACAUCUCCUUAGUCAUACCUCAACUGACCAUCACAGAUAAUCAGAUUUUCAAACAAUAUGUUUUACAUAAAGGGACAUUCCACUCCAAAAUGUAAGUUUGUCAGAUGUUUUCAGACAUAAAAAGAAUGUCAAGAUGAGUCCACAUCCCACGCCAUUGGUUGCGUAGAUCCAGCUAGCUAUAUUCUUAAACCCCAAAUUAAUGGAAAAGAUAAGCACCGCAAAGCUUGAAAUUACGUGGUGCUUAUCUUUCCUAGUCAUUUAGAAUUUUGGCAUAUAGCUAGAGCUACAAAACUGAUGGCCUGGGAUGGGAAUUUAUCUCAACAGAAGACCACUUUUGAGGUCUGAAAACAUAAUACAAAAUGUGAUUUUGGAGUAUAAUUCCUCAAUAAAAGACUGUGAAUUGUAUGCAAAAUACUUGAGAUACUUUUUAACAGAUCCUGACCAGAUAAAUAUUUUGCCUGUCACAAAAGUAGUUUUUUGCUCUUGUGAAAAUGUGCAACAUAACUUUAUUCAUCCUAGAGGGGAAAAAUAUAACAGCAUGAUAGACUGGAAUAUAAUAUUAACCCAUUUACUAAUGGCUCUCCAGAUCUGGAUGCUCCUACUAACCUCUUGACCAGAGAAGUGACCGAGGAUACAGCCGAUGUGUCGUGGGACAGACCUCUAGCGGACAUCGACGGCUACAUGAUCAGCUACAGCUCUGCUGACGGCUCCAGUGGGGAGAUCCCUGUGGGGGCAGACAUCAACUCCUACAGGUUGACUGGGCUGAGACCUGGAGUCAUCUACACAGUCUACAUCUGGGCUGUCAAGGGCUCCCGGGUCAGCAGGAAGAGCUCCAUUGUAGCUGAGACAGGUCACUAACUAGUCUCAUACUUUUUGAGUGUGAGGGGUGAGAUCCCACACACUGUACAGUCGUGGUCAACAGUUUUGAGAAUGACACAUACUAAUUUUCACAAAGUCUGCUGCCUCAGUUUUGAUGAUGGCAAUUUGCAUAUACUCCAGAAUGUCAUGAAGAGUGAUCAGAUGAAUUGCAAUUAAUUGCAAAGUCCCUCUUUGCCAUGAAAAUGAACUUAAUCCCCCCAAAAAGAUUUCCACUGCAUUUCAGCCCUGCCACAAAAGGACCAGCUGCCAUCAUGUCAGUGAUUCUCUCGUUAACACAGGUGAGAGUGUUGACGAGGACAAGGCUGGAGAUCACUCUGUCAUGCUGAUUGAGUUAGAAUAACAGACUUGGAAGCUUUAAAAGGAGGGUGGUGCUUGAAAUCAUUGUUCUUCCUCUGUUAACCAUGGUUACCUGCAAGGAAACACGUGCCGUCAUCAUUGCUUUGCACAAAAAGGGCUUCACAGGCAAGGAUAUUGCCGCUAGUAAGAUUGCACCUAAAUCAACCAUUUAUUGGAUCAUCAAGAACUUCAAGGAGAGAGGUUCAAUUGUUGUGAAGUAGGCAUCAGGGCGCCCAAGAAAGUCCAGCAAGCGCCAGGACCGUCUCCUAAAGUUGAUUCAGCUGCGGGAUCGGGGCAUCAUCAGUGCAGAGCUUGCUCAGGAAUGGCAGCAGGCAGGUGUUAGUGCAUCUACACGCACAGUGAGGCGAAUACUUUUGUAAGAUGGCCUGGUGUCAAGAAGGGCAGCAAAGAAGCCACUUCUCUACAGGAAAAACAUCAGGGACAGACUGAUAUUCUGCAAAAGGUACAGGGAUUGGACUGCUGAGGACUGGGGUAAAGUCAUUUUCUCUGAUGAAUCCCCUUUCCGAUUGUUUGGGGCAUCCGGAAAGAAGCUUGUCCGGAGAAGACAAGGUGAGCGGAACCAUCAGUCCUGUGUCAUGUCAACAGUAAAGCAUCCUGAGACCAUUCAUGUGUGGGGUUGCUUCUCAGCCAAGGGAGUGGGCUCACUCACAAUUUUGCCUAAGAACACAGCCAUGAAUAAAGAAUGGUACCAACACAUCCUCAGAGGGCAACUUCUCUCAACCAUCCAAUAACAGUUUGGUGACGACCAAUGCCUUUUCCAGCAUGAUGGAGCACCUUGCCAUAACGCAAAAGUGAUAACUAAGUGGCUCGGGGAACAAAACAUCGACAUUUUGGGUCCAUGGCCAGGAAACUCCCCAGACCUUAAUCCCAUUGAGAACUUGUGGUCGAUCCUCAAGAGGCGGGUGGACAAACAAAACCCCACAAAUUCUGACAAACUCCAAGCAUUGAUUAUGCAAGAAUGGGCUGCCAUCAGUCAGGAUGUGGCCCAGAAGUUAAUUGACAGCAUGCCAGGGCGGAUUGCAGAGGUCUUGAAAAAGAAGGGUCAACACUGCAAAUAUUGACUCUUUGCAUAAACUUAAUGUAAUUGUCAAUAAAAGCCUUUGACACUUAUGGAAUGCUUGUAAUUAUACUUCAGUAUACCAUAGUAACAUCUGACAAAAAUAUCUCAUAACACUGAAGCAGCGAACUUUGUGAAGACCAAUACCUGUGUCAUUCUCAAAACUCUUGACCACGACUGUAGAGAUGUUAGUUCAUGAGUCGUCUUUGUUCAAGCUUUCCAUAACCUGUAGGUAGAUAGGACUGAGGUCUGAACAGACAGUUCAGAGCUUCUGCUCCUUUUUAUAACCUGUAAGGAACACAAUAUAAUGUCUAUACUUGGCAUGUAGGUUUGUCACUUAUGGGUGGCACAAAUUGGGAUAUGGGGGAAUGGAAUGGGCAGGGUAUACACAAAUGAAAUACUGUAGUACAAUAUUUAAGUGAUAAUGCACGAGAAGCUGGUGUUUGGAGGAUAUAUUGGCAUGGGUGUUGUUAGGCCUGAGUCGAAGUCGAGUAAUACUAUAGUAAUUGCUGUAGUGUUUUUGGGGACUGUAGUGUUUUAUGACAUUACUGUAGUAUUUACUGUAGUAUUGCAGUCUGUAGUAUACUGUAGUAUUUACUAUAUUAUUCUACAAAAUUAUAUAGUAAGUACUACACAUGACCGAGGGAUACUACAUUGUGUAGUAUAGUAUACUACAGUAUACUAUAUAAUUAUAUAGUAAGUACUGUAGUAUUCUAUAGGAAACUGUAGUAUUUGUUCAUGUCCAACUACAUGCCUAAAUCCCCAAUUAAUGGAAAAUAAAAUAACUGUCUAAAUCCAUAAUUUAAGAUAGUGCCUAUAUUUUGCCUUAUUUUGGGAUGAGGGCACAUGGCUAGGUCUACACAAGAGAUGGCAAGGCACAUAGACUUAUAUCGAUAUUAGACCAUUUAUGAGGCCUGAAAACCUCUGACAAACGAUGAUUUUGGUGUGUGAACUGUCCCUUUAAAGUAUCUCUUAUACAAUUAGAGUGAUUUACAAGUCUCUCAGGUACAGCAGGUGUUGAUACAGUAAAUCAAUUAAAUGUCACAAACAUCAUGACAUAACACAGAAGAGCAUUAAUCCUUACAUCAAUGGUUCUCCAGAUCUGGAUGCUCCUACUAACCUCUUGACCAGAGAAGUGACCGAGGAUACAGCCGAUGUGUCGUGGGACAGACCUCUAGCGGACAUUGACGGCUACGUGAUCAGCUACAGCUCUGCUGACGGCUCCAGUGGGGAGAUCCCUGUGGGGGCAGACAUCAGCUCCUACAGGUUGACUGGGCUGAGGCCUGGAGUCAUCUACACAGUCUACAUCUGGGCUGUCAAGGGCUCCCGUGUCAGCAGGAAGAGUUCCACACCAGCUGAGACAGGUUAUCUAUUUGCCCUGGGGCUCCAGUCGACAGCCAAGUCUUUUCAUGAUAAUUCCACGCAUUCAUUGUCCAAUGAGACAGAUAGUCAUUACUGAACAGGAGCUUAUCUUGUGGAGGCAUAAUCGUUGAGGAGCUGCAGGUUCCUCCGCUCUUACUGGAAUUCUGGUAAACUCUGACUAACAGUUCAAGGAUCUGCUCAAUAUGUGAGACAAACAGUGACCUUUAUUGGAGAAUAGAGAUGGAGGAAUGAAAGGCAUGAUAAAUACUACAUAAUCUUAUUCAACCGUCCAAUGACUGCAACUGAACAGUUUCAUUCAUUCUAUCUAUUUGACUGAAUUGCUUACAUUUUGGGACCUUCUUUCCGUAGAAAUUGAUGCGCCUAAGAACCUAAAAGCGUCAGAUGUUAAGCUGGAUGCUGCGACCCUGACCUGGACUGCUCCCUUAGCCAGAAUAGAUGGCUACAUCCUCACGUUCAGAGCUGAGGAUGGCACAUUGAAGGUACUUUGAUUCUCACUAAUUCACCCUCUAGUAGUUGUAAACAGUGAUGUAUCCAAUGUUAUGAUAUAUGUACAUAGCUAUAGAAAUCUAUUAUUAUUGCCAGUUAUAUUUUUGUAGCUUUUAGUAUUGUAGGUCACAAUGACCUUUCAUCCUUUUGGUAUUUUAUUAGGAUCCCCAUUAGCUGUUGCAAAAGCAGCAGCUACUCUUCCUGGGGUCCACAUGAAACAUGACAUAAUGCAGAAUAUUAAUAGACAAGAACAGCUCAAGGACAGAACUAAUACAUUUAACUACGGCACACAUACACCAUAAAUGCUGCACGGCCAAUGCAGACGUCGGAUUGACCAUGUAGCGCUUUUUAUGAGAUAGAGGGGCGCUGUUUCGCUCGCUCAGAAGUUUUAUCUGAGAUUGAUGUGUCUUUCUGUCGGCACGUGUCUCAGGCAAAUAAAUGAUCAAUAUUUAAAGGGAAGGAGGUACGGUAGGGCGAGCCAGGCCCCCUAAGGCCCACCCACAACGCCGGGCCUGAUCCUAUAUAAGGUGUGCAUCUUGUGCAAAAAAAAAAAAGAAAACUGUGUUAUACCCCUGACCUCUAGUGGUAAAAGAUUGUAAAAUCAACCAAGGAUUAUAAUUAUUAUGUGUUCUGAAUAGACUUUGGAGAAGAAGCUGAGGGCAGGAGAGAGCAGGUUUGCCAUGUCGGGCCUGGAGAUGGGAAAUAACUAUAUCGCUACCCUCCUCGCUUACAGAGGAGCAAAGAGGAGCAGAGUGAUAGAGAUCACAUUCAAAACAGGUACGAUGUGCCCUCUAUGAACGUCCUCCCUAGACCAAACUAGUCUGAUUUAUUCACAUAUCAGUGUGGUGAUGUUUGCAUUUCACUAAGCUAUUGUGCUAUUAAUGUAGUGUAAUUAGUAAUGUUUCAUUCCUUUCUCAUCUUUUAAUUGGUCACUUGUGAAAUAUCACUGACAGCCAACUUUCCGGUCAAUUUGUUUAUUGCUAUAUAAUGUAAAUGAGUUAACACAAUUACUUUUUCCCCCCUGAAAAUGAAAGCUUACUGACAUCAUUUUACUUGUACCUUUAACAGUGGGUUUGUUGUACCCGUUCCCCAUGGACUGUACUCAGAUUAAGAUGAAUGGCAACAUGGCAAGUGGAAUCUACACCAUUUAUAUCAACAGUGAUCGCACCAAGCCCAUGGAAGUGUACUGUGACAUGGACACUGAUGGCGGUGGAUGGGUGGUACGUUCAAGCUAAAGUACAUUAUAUGAUUUAUGGUAUUGAUGGCUGAAAGAAAGUGGGUUAGAUGUCUGCUACAUGGACCAUUACUCUCAUCAAUAUAAACUGUCAAUCAACGUUCAACUUAAAGUACAUUAUAUGAUUUGAUAGUAUUGAUGGCUGAAAGAAAAACCUUUCUGGAUAGAUUGACCAUUACUCUCAUUAAUAUAAACUGUCAAUCAACUUUGUGUGUGAGCAAAGACUGAGAUAUACAGUAUAUCACUCCCCAGGUGUUACAAAGACGCAACAAUGGACAGAUGGACUUCAUGAAGCGCUGGAGACCGUACAUGGCCGGCUUUGGGAACAUGACCGAUGAGUUCUGGCUCGGUUAGUACUGGAUAGGCAUCCUUUAAAUCUCUUGUAUCUAAAUAGGACUGUUAUGUCCCUAGGAGUUCCUCUCAUGGAAUUGAAAUUGAUGAUGCUGAUGUUGUUGAUGAUGAUGAUGAUGAUGAUGACAACCACGACGAUGAUGAUGAUGAUGAUGACAACCAUGAUGAUGAUGAUGAUGAUGAUGAUGAUGAUGUAAAUGUAAUAAGCCCUCACAAUUCUGUUACUCUAACCCAUAGGUCUGGACAAUAUAUAUGAGCUGACCAAUACUCCCACCCAGUAUGAGCUGCGAGUGGACCUGGGUGUGGGUUCAGAGAAGGCCUAUGCUGUCUAUGACAACUUCAAGAUAGCCCCGGCAAAGCAGAAGUUCAAGCUGACCAUUGGCAAAUACAGAGGAACAGCAGGUGGACCAACUCUUUGCAUCUUUCAAACAAUUUGUUAAAGAAUACAUGCAGAAAUGCUCUAGACAUUCACACUCCAACCCACACACAUACCUAUUAUCACACAAUACCUUGAAUACCAUUUUUACAAUGGUUUGCUAAAAAGACAAAAAAGCAGCCAGUUUGAAGUCUACCUGCCGUUUAGGGGCCUUUUACCACUGGCCUUCUCUGACUUGGAUUGCAUACAAUAAUUCUGUGAAUCUGGUAUAUGAUUGUUUUCCAGGUGAUGCCAUGAACUACCAUCAAGGUCGCCCUUUCUCUACUGUUGACAAUGACAAUGACAUUGCUCUUGGUAACUGCGCCCUUACUCAUCGUGGUGCUUGGUGGUACAAGAACUGUCACCUUGCCAACCUGAACGGCAAAUUCGGAGACAACCGACACAGCAUGGUAAGAAGUGUUCUUCUUAUUUCUUAUUUUUAUUUAUUGUCUGUUAUUGUUUUGUAGUACUACAUUGAUAUUGAUUACUGCAUUGUUGGGUUUAGAGCUAGCAAGAAAGGCAUUUCACUGUACAUUAAAACUUGAAACUUGAAGUGUGCUCUUUAGUUUUCUGGGUGUAGUGGGAGAUUGUACCAGCAGAUGGCGGUAAUAGAAUAAUACAGAAUCUAUGGGAGUUGCACAUGAGCGUCCUGUAGGGGCUUUCCAAUCUUAGUUUGAAAUGGCUAUGUCCUAGAUCUAUCAACUCCUUUUUUCUCAAAAAGCCUUAUAAAUAGCAGGGGCUAAUAGAUAACUUUCAUUCAUAGAAAGUCUAACUAGAACUGUUGUUGUCUCACAAGAACUGUUUGUGUGUCUCUGCAAAGAAGAAUGUUGGGAGAAAAUUGGAGGGUAUAGUUUUGUCCUGUCACAUUAUACCAUGUUUCUCUUAAUAACAUGUUUAAUAAUUUUACGUCCGUCUUGGUGUAGGCAAAACCAACAGAGUUAAUAGAAGUUUCCAAAGUAGAUAAAUCCACCCGUUUACCUAAUGUUGAUAGAGUUGAGAUAUUUGCUGAAAUGCUCAUCAGCAUGUGUCAUUCAGUAUCAUGAAACAACUGCCUGACUGGCUAAUCUAAUGUGUGGCUGUGCCUCUCUUUACCGGGGGGUGGAUUUAUACUAUCCCUAGAACAUUUUCAAUAAGUUUGUGCCUGUCUUGGCGUACACUCUUAGAAAAAAGGGUUCCAAAACGGUUCUUCAGCUGUACCCAUAGGAGAACCCUUUUUGGUUCCAGGUAGAACCCUUUUUGGUUCCAGGUAGAACUAUUUUGGGUUCCAUAUAGAACCCAAGGGUUCUACAUGGAACUCAAAAGGGUUCUACCUGGAACCAAAAAGGGUUCUUCAAAGGGUUCUCCUAUUGAAACAGCCGAAGAACCCUUUUAGGUUCUAGAUAACACCUUUUUUCUCCUAAGAGUGUAGGCUUAUCAAAGACUGAAGCAGAAUGAAAAACUGCCUGACUGUGUAAUCCAAUGUGUUGUCCUGUCUCUCUCUAACCUCUACCAGGGUGUGAACUGGGAGCCAUGGAAGGGCCACCUGAUGUCUCUUGAUUUCACUGAGAUGAAGAUCCGGCCAGUGGGCGCCGCCAGGAAGAGGAGGUCACUUAGCAGCAGAACAGCUCCCAGAAAAUAG